Messenger RNA from Paramuricea clavata, 7629 nucleotides. NCBI's taxonomy places the organism in Eukaryota, Metazoa, Cnidaria, Anthozoa, Malacalcyonacea, Plexauridae. The record is from the annotation of a GenBank genome assembly.
AUGGCGGACAGGCCGUCACCUCUGCCAGUGGAAUUAAAUGAGUCAACCAUAACAGCAAUCGUUAGAAGGGUUUAUGACUCAGUGCAGUCCGUAAGAGAAGAAAGGCCUAGUCCAGGAACCUGUGCUACUAUAAAUAAUGCCUCUGUAGAAGACGAAAUGUCACAGCGAUUUAGUUUGCCACGCCGUGGGCAACUAGGUCUACUAGGACAAGAGCAAAGACCACAACAAGGAAACCGUCCAAGUUUUUAUAAUUCAAGGCCUAGAUACAAUCCACAAGCAAACUACGGGCACGGUAGUGUAGCCAAAGGGAAAGAGAAAGGCAAGUCUGGUAAAUCCAAGGUCAAGGAGACAGUUUUGAACAGGAAAGAGUUAAUUCUGCUUCCAUCCCCAACGUAUACCCAAGUGCCCCGUUUUGAGAAUAAGCGGAAACUGCAAGAACUUGGUUUAAUAAUUGAUGGCUUUCCCUUUGACAAAUCAUGGGAUGAUAAGCAACUGCGGUUGAAGGUAAUUUUUUAUUUUGUUAUUUUCUGCAUCAGCACCCUUUGAUCUUUGCGUUUUUUCUGAGGGGUAAGGCAAAAAUUUCUUAAUUUCUGAGAGGGUGCUUGUGUCGGCACUUUGAUAUUUUUUUCUUAGGGGUUUAAAUUUUAUUGACCUCGUCCAUAGGGGGGGGAGGGGGUGUAUAUUAAAUGGAUGGCCCACUGUUGCCAUGUUGGAUGACAUUGACAAAGGAUUUUGCUUGUUUGCAAUGCAAAUAUUAUGCAAAAAUCUUAAAAUAUUUUUCCUUGGAACCCCCUGGGAUUGGUUGGACAUCAUCUAAUGUUGAUACCAUAUUUUUCAAAUAUUAUUUAAACAUUAAACUGCAGAGCUUCUCCAUUGGCGGGUAAAAUUGUCUGGCAUUAGACAAGUAAAAAAAUAUAAGUGUGGCGCAUUGUGGCUCAAUGGGUUAAUCAAAGUUGAAUCAGCCUUAAUUUUUACCAAAUUCACAGUUAUUUUUGUAAAUUAACUUUCUCUUGUACUAGGAAUUACCUGAAUUCCAUUAAUUUACCUGAAUUUCUUCUGUAAUUCUACCUGAAUUUACCUGAAAUUGCCCACAUGAGCAAUUAUCAGGGCAGUGUUACACCCCCCGCUCGUUACGGCCCUGCAGGGAAGCCCCCUCUAAAAUUGCCCCCUCAUAUUUCACAAAAAUUUGGCUUGGGGCAUUGUUGGCAGAUAUAAUACAAGGUCACAUGGCUUUGUUGAAAUGCAUAUUGUCAAUUGCUGAGCAAUGUGAUAUAACUAGCAAAUUAUAUGGUUCAUUAUCUAAUAAAGGUCUGCCUGAUUUACACCAAAUCGUCAAUUUCAAUAAAUUAAUUGAAAUAAUUUGACUUGUCAAGGAAGUGCUGCCACUCAUGUGUCCAAUGAUAAAAAUAUCGAAACUUUAUAACAUGACUGCCAAAAUUCAGAAGAUUCAGUCUUCGUACUGAAAGGAUAAGUUUCCAACUGGUUUACAGUGGUAACUGGCCAAACUGCAUUAUGGCAACAUGAGAUAAAAGUACUUGUGAGACCAAACUCCAAUGGUUAGGACCCUACCAGAACCUUAAACUAUUUCAAAAGUGACAUUUAACAAAUAUAAAACAUUUUCCGUGUUGAUAUACAGUUAUAUCAACACGAGUGGAAUUGGGAAAACGAGAAAUUGUAUGGAAACACGACGCCCGAAGGGCGGAGUGUUUUCAUACAAUUUCGAGUUUUCCCAACUUCCACGAGUGUUGAUAUAACUAUAUAUCAAUACGGAAAAAAAUGUUUUAUAUUUUUUUUAUAAUAUAACAAUGUCAAAAGUCCGAAGGAUAAGAAAAAUUUCCGUGUUUGCCAGCAGCGGAAAAUUUCCUGUGUUGACAUUGAGUUAUAUCAACACGGUUCUUAGUUACUAUAUAUCAAUACGGAAAAAAUGUUUUAUAUUUUUUUUAUAAUAUAACAAUGUCAAAAGCCCGAAGGAUAAGAAAAAUUUCCGUGUUUGCAAGCAGCGGAAAAUUUCCUGUGUUGACAUUGAGUUAUAUCAACACGGCUCUUAGCCAAUCAGCGCUCAGAAUUUACAAAUGCUAUAUUAUAAAAGUAAAUAUGAAAAUUUCAGUACAUAAUGUAAUUAUUACACUUCAGGUAAAUUUUUAACAUUGGAGUUCAAAUUUCAGGAUUGCAAAUUUGUCGUUUAUCUUUUCUCCAUGUUAAUGUUACUUUAUAACUUUUCUUUUUGUUAAAGAUCGGUGGUGCUCUUGUGCAGAAAUUAGAGGAUGAACAGGGUGAAUUUGUUCAAUUUGAAUUUGUGAAAAGCAUUGGACAAAAUAUUUGUCCUCUAAAUUUGUAUCUAAAUAAAGAGCCCUCAGGUGAAAAUAUCCAUGCUAUGUGUAAGCAAGGUCCAAUUUAUGUACGGGCAAGUAAGGCAUUGAAGGUGUGGGCACUCAAUGAACUUUUUGAAUUGGAUGAAACAUCGGAGAAUAGCAACGGAACUGAAGAUGAAGCCUAGUAUGUCUACAAGCUCAAGUAGUCGCAGUCAUUCAAGAGGAACAAGGAGAUAUAGACAAUCAACUCUUAAUCUCACCAGUCAAGCUAGUAAGCGUGUACUAGAGAAUACAGAGACAAGAAAUAAUCAGUCAUAUCAGAACGCUGUUUCUGGAGAAGAAACAACACCUGUAAGUAUUAAGAAUAACCACAGAGUAUUUACAUACAGAGGUCUCACUUGGGAUUUUUCAGUACUUAAUGUUCUUAGGAAGCGCCUUGAAGACUUAUUGAAAUUUAAUGUCAGGGAGAGUGAAUUCCCCUGUUUAGAGUACUUGCUAAUAGCACAGUGGCCAGAUUGAAAUGCACAAUAAAAACUGCUUAAGGUGGCUCCCUACAUGUUACUAGAAAAUGGGAAGACGUUCUCUGAAUUAGACCAAAUUUUCAACAAUUCCUAUACCGUAUGUUGAAAGACAAAGAAAGCUCGAUUAGACUACAGAGUUGGAUUUUUUCAGAAAAAGGUAUUGCAACUGCCAUUGCUAUGGCAACAAUGAUGCUUCAAUAUGGCCGAUUUGUUAUUUCAUAAAAAGAUGAUGAUUUAAAAAAUUCUGUCGUGCGAAAAAAAUUAUUACAAAUUGUGAUUUAGUGACACUUUCCGAUCUUAAAAAAUUUUGGAUGGCAGAAUUUUUUUUUAAAUCACGAAAAUGAUUCAACAUAUUAAAAGAAAUCAUGCUAUAAAAUAAGAAAUUGGGGUCACAGAUCUUAUUGUUGAAUUAAAACCAAAACUAUUGCCAAUUUUGCCAUAGCAAUGGCUGUUAGGAGUAAAGACUCCAAACUUCUUAGUUACCAUAUUGUUUUAAUGAAGUCAGACACUAUUUGCUUUUCAACAAAUAAUUAUUGUUCAUAAAUUCAUGUCCAAAUCAGAAAACCUUCCACUUUUUAAAAAGUGUAGAUUGCCUCCUUAACCCAUUGAGUCGCAUUGCAACCUGAUGCACCCCACUUUAGUAUUUUACUCUGUCUAAAUCCAGACGAUUUUACUCGUCAAGGGGAGAGCGCUGGCGCUUAAUGGGUUAACAGGUUUUCUAUUGAAGUGAUACCUCUAUACAGUUAGUACCACAUGAUGUGUACUUACUUUUUGCUGGUAGCACAUGACCUUUCCAAACCUGGCAGGGUAUUAAAAACCGUAAUGUAUUCGGUAUAUUUGUAAGUCUGACAUGUCAUAACUGCCUUGGAAUGAAACAUGAUUGGAUUGAUGGGACUGAGGAAUGCUGUAGUGAAGUUUGCUCAUAUUAUUCUAACUCGUAGUUUUGAAUACCUUUCACGAAACUAUACUUUAUGUACUAUAUUUUCAAGACCACGCACACAUUGAGUAUCAAGUUUGUACAAGCCUAUACGCGGUAAUUAUCAUUGAAGUACAGUACCAGUUACGUACAAACAAAAAUCUUAAAUUAUCGCCCCCCUGAAUUUUGUAGAUGGUAUUCACGACACGCACAUGUUAUACAAUGGCUUAUAAACAGUUGAAGUGAAUACAGCAUAGUUCAUCGACGUUAUUAUGUUGUGACACAACUAUAAAAUAUAACUAUAGUUCGUAUUUGCGAGCUCAAGGCAAACAAUUGUAAUAUCGGUCAUGUUUUCGCUCGCUACGUUUGUUUAAACCAGAGUAGAGAGCGCAAACAUUACGAAAUGAGUAUCUAAAUGAAGAAUCUAAUUUGUUACACAGGGACUAGCUAACAGUUGUGGGUCGUUUGUUGAUUUUUUCAAUUUUGUCCUGCAAUACGAUUGGUUAAUGUUCUCUAAAUGGCCCCACUUACUGUAGAUGCACUGUAACUUCUAGACAAUGACAUACAUGCUUUUCAUUGUAGAUAGAGUUAGUUGGCCAUCAACUCCUUUGUUAUUUGUUUUGUAAACAUUGCCAAUUAAUACAUACUCUCCUUGUUUUAAUUAGGAUGAUUGCAGUGACAAUGAACCCGAUGAACCAAUGGUCAAUUGUAUUAUCUGCUACGUAGCUUUGAAAAUGAGUGCUGUCCCAAAACAUCAUCAAUUAGUGCAUGAUAGCAAACCAAAGGUAAAUUUUAUACACUCCAUUUUUUAACUUUAAAUUCUUCCCUUUAAUAUCAGUUGUGUAAAUUAUACAUAAUAAACUGUCUAAAAAUUUAAGGAAAAGAAGAGAAGAACACUGGACACUUACAUGGACACAAAGAGUAGCAAUGGGAGUGUAAGGUAUGGUGUAAUCUAUAGGGUAAACUACGGGAGUUUUGAUGCAUUUGCUCAACGUGCGACUGAUUGAUUGAAGAUACAUGUACAUCUAAUAAAAGCUGACAGGGUCGUGAAUAUAACAAAAAUUACAAUUUCUAAAUACACUAAUCUAUAUCUAUUUAACAACAUGCAUAUAUUAUAUAAUUAAUAUUAGAAUUCCCUAAUUCGGACAUUAAUGUCGGACAAGGGAGGGCGGCUGAAAUAUACUGUAUUUGACAUUUUUAUUUUACAUUAGGGAUUCUCCAGAGAAGACUACAUUAGCUGAUUUGGUCCCUAGUGCAACCUCAGCAGAGAUUGAAACUGCUCUGAAUAAUGCAAAUGGAAAUUUAGAUGCUGCUGCGCAAGAUCUUUUAGGUACAGUACAAUAUACAUGCUUACAAUAAUUCAUUUUUGACCAAAUUUUUCUUCGUAAAUUCUCAUUCAUAAAAUUAACAGGCUUAGAAGAUGACGUUUUCCCCGAUAUUCUGCCACCUCUGGUCGUCGAAUCUAUACGGGAAUCAGACGAUGCGCCUGUGCAGUCCAAACUUGACAAAUUCAGAGAAGACAACUUGGAUGGUUCAGCAAAACGACAGCAUUUUUUCGUAUCACGAGAAGAAGGUUUGGAAGAUUUGAAAAGGGACAUUUUAGGUUGCUACAAACAACAUGAUUGUAACUUGAGGGCUAAAAUGCGAGUUCGCUUUGAAGGCGAAGAAGGUGCAGGGAGUGGGCCAAUCCGUGAAUUUCUUUUAUGUGCAAUUGCAAUGAAAAUUGUGCAGGAAGGAAUUGGUUCGAAAGGAAAGCCAAUAAUAUUCUUCGAGGGCGAGGAUGAUCAUAAAUUACCCGUUCAUGAACAAACACUCAGAUGUACUGGAGCAUUCAGAGAAGUGGGUCGCAUUAUUGGUCAUUCUGUUCUCCAUGGAGGCCCAUUUAUGUAUGGGUUAUCGAAAGCAGUGAAACAGUACUGGGCUGCAACUGGAAACAAAGUAAGACCAAGAGACCAAGACGAAACUGCCACUCAAGCUCUUCCAAUUGUCAUUGAAGAUAUACCCGACAUUGAACUAAGGCAGUAUAUAUCGCAGGUAAGUACAGUAUCUGCCAUAAAACAGCAUGAAUAUUGAAUAAUAAAUACAAGAAAAGAAGAUAAUUGAUACGGAGUGAUAUCAACUUGGAACCAGGGUCUCUCUUGGGGAUAGACGGGCCUCUCUUGGGAGACCCUGGCUAGGGCUAUCUGGUCAUGUGACUUGCCAUAUUUCGGCGGAUUCGCUAUUUUUCAGGGAAAAGAUAGUAACUAAUAUGUUUUGUGUUGUAAUGUUAUUUUAAUUGGGUUUUUUUUGUGGAAACACCACGUAAAUUUAUCACUGCAAAGCUUUCGAUCCGUAAGCCCGGAUCUUCAUCAGUGCUAAUAAUAUGUGACUUGUUUAAUUCACACGCCCUUUUUAUAUACAAAAGUGUCGUGAUCUGUUGGCUCGCGUCAUUUAAAAUUAAUAUACAAUUAAUAAACAAUUAUACUUUAUCGCCAUGCAAUCAUACAAAGAACUUAAUGUUAUUUUAAUUAUAUUAAUGUUUACUACAAUAUUGACUUAUUGUCGCAUCCACGAAACAAAUGAGCAAAUCCGCCAAAAUAUGGCGGGUCUGGUGACCAGCCCCGACCAGGGUCUUUGCCAUAGCCCAUGCAAAGAGCGUGGCUUAUGAGCGUUGUAGUGAUAUAUAUUUAUUAUCUUACAACCACAGAAAAUAGUUGACUCCCGUCAUGACUACAAACGUAGUCAUAAAUGACAGGUUAACCCUACAGAGGUUAUUGCUCCAUUUACAGGGUCUCUAAUAAUAUGUAUUUUUAAUAUGUUCUUGCUUCAGCUCCAUAACCUCGCACCCGACGAAACACCAUCAGAUGACCUAAAGGAAAACUUAAUGCCAUACUUAAUUGAGGCAGGGAUUGAUGCUGACCGAAUUAAUGCGGAGUGGAACCUGGCGAUCCAAGGCCUGAUGCUUUAUUUUGUCAUCGAUAAGCGCAGAAGGGAGUUGGAUGAAAUAGCAAAAGGUAAUUAUACAUUGUUGCGAGAGGAUGGAAGGCAAUGUGAAUAGAAGCUGUGUAGUUGGACUGGUUUUUAAGUAUUAUUGGUAACAUUUAAGCCAGUACAUGGCAGGAUCUUAGCUAGGAUUUUAGAUCUUUGGCGUGUUUCUAAAUUGACCAAGGUGUGCACAUGUCAAUUGUUGGCUCGCCAACAACAGACAAUGCCUGUGGUUGUUCUAUGCUUUGGAACCAAACAAGUCAAGCAUACGCUCAUAUUGCGCACUGACAUUAAAAUAUUAAGUUAUUUCAGCAACUCUGGGGGUAUUUUAAACCAUUUUACCGUAACAUAUCCAUCAAAACAUAACAACAACAUGCACGGAUCAGUUUUGUAAAUUUCAACAACUACAGUACGUUAUACAAACUUUCUUACGACGGUAAAUAUAGGAAGAAAUUAUGUCUGUUGUAAGCAGUAACACCUUAUUUUAUGAACCUACACAGCCUUAUAUAAAUAAUGAAGCCGCGUUCAUUUUAUCUAUGCGUGUUUUUCCAUUUUUGGCCGUGAUAACACGGCCCUCUAGCUAAGACCCUAGUACAUGGUACAAUGUAUAUUAUUGUACUGUAUUAAAUGCAUAAGAAUCCAAAAUGUGUCACAAAAUCUUUAUUUAUUAUCAUUAAGAUAAAACAUUAUAUACUCAAAUGCUUUAUAUUUAUAGGUAUGAACGAGGAUGGACUGCAUUCAUUCUUAGGUGGAUUUGGAUUGAGUACUAUCGAAACUAUUUUUCCAAUGUCCUGUAUGAAAAAAGUAUCAGUCGACCAGAUGAAGGAAGUGAUAAUUUUCGAGGAACCGGGAGGAAAAGAAGACACCAUUGCUAUGUUUUACCUAUACUUAGAUUUUCUCGCAAAAUACACAGACG